UUCCAAUUUCAUUCGGCACAUCUCUGGAUAUGGGAAACAGCCGAGAGUUACUGAAUGUUUCCAGUUUCAGCAGCGGGAGACAGCAAGCAUGGUCAUGAAGUUAUCAAUAGUCUUUUUGAUAUAAAAUCGAUAUUCAAUCAUGUCUUCAUUUAAAUAACACGACUAUGAUGAAGGAGAGAAGAAAUUAUACGUAAAUUCAGCAUGUUCAGUGGAAAUGUAAUUGUGAAAUUGGCUUAAAAUGAAUGAAUUAGUAAGGACAGUAUCUGUAAAGAAGACUCUCUAUGAGCUUGCUGCAGCAAAAGUUGGACAGCAUGUAUGCUGUAGUACUCUGCAGAAAACAAAUCCACCACUGGAUGAAAAGACACUAAGAGUGGUAGCAUAUAAUGCAUUUCCAAGAGAUGAAGAACAUGUAAGAGUUAUAAGUGAACUGUCUGACAACAGACCAGAGUAUUGGAAUGGUGGUAAACAUCUCUUUAAGGACGGAUAUGUUAAAAGAAUCAAACAAAUUGGGUUUUUGUUGGCUGCAGUUGUUGAGGAUAAUUGCCAUGGGAAAUCUGCAAGUGUGACUGUUGCCUUUGAAAAACAAAGAAUAACUUCUACACAUUGUUCACUUUGUAAUUAUCUGUGGUGUACACAUAUUGUUGCUGCUAUAGUAUAUAGAAUUAGAAAACCUUCAAAGGUUUUACAUCACAGUCCUUUGACGGAUGCAUUAUUACCUCUUACAAAGGAACAGCUACAACAGCUAUUACAGUUUACUAUCACCAGAAAUCCUGGACAAUUACUGUGCCAUGUUUUUGAAGAUCUGGAUAAGGUUAGAAAUAGAAGUGAAUCAAUUAACCUAACCCAAGGUUAUCCAGAUCCAACGUUUGGUUUACACUCUGACGAAGAGUCGACAGAUCAGCUAUCAAUAAAAAGGAUAGGAAGAUUACCCUUCUUUCAGGACAGAGAUUUACCUUCAAAUGGAAACAAGACAUGCUGCAGUCUAACAGAUCAGGAUGCAUUUAUGUCCUCACGAUAUCUUUCUAGAAAAGAAAAAUGCAUGAAAACUGCCAUUGAAUUGUUACGUAAGGGGGACAUUAAUUUGUCAGGAGAAGUAUUCAUUCAGUUGGCUCAUUACUUUUUUAGAGUACAAGACCAACUUAAUACAUCAGAAAGGAUAUUUAUGUUGAAUAUUGAAAGAUGGUUUAGUUUAUUUAUUGCAUCUUGUAAAGGACCAAUCAGAGAGAAGAUGCUAUCUGUAGCUUUGAAAUAUAAUAGAAAUUUUGUUGAGAAAAAUUAUACACCACAUGAAGGAGAAAUGACCAUGAGAUCUAUUAAACUAAAGAAAGAUAGAACAGACUACAAUGACAAUGUUAUAAAUAAUGUGAUGGGAGAAAAUAGAUUUGGUCCAUUUUAUGAGGCAAUUUUAGCCCAUUUUCAGAAUAGCAUUCCUGAAGCAUUGCAACUUCUGUAUGAUAAAUUCACAGACAACAGCCUGCAUCUAUUUGAAACACAUAUGAAGAACCUUUGGACAUAA
Messenger RNA from Mytilus trossulus (common blue mussel), 1516 nucleotides. Its product is annotated as zinc finger SWIM domain-containing protein 8 homolog. The record is from RefSeq and is a predicted model, not a curated record. Gene Ontology annotation, cellular component: Cul2-RING ubiquitin ligase complex. The coding region runs from base 239 to 1516 and encodes 425 amino acids. Lineage: Eukaryota; Metazoa; Mollusca; Bivalvia; Mytilida; Mytilidae. The transcript has 10 exons.